UCAUUGAGUUUAGUGUUGGUUUACCGGUUCCUUGAACAGAACAUAGGUUUCUACGAUGUUUGAAAUUUUUCUAAUUUUAACUCUUUUUUCUCUUGCGCUUGGACAAGAAUGUGCAGAUUUUGAAAACUCAGGAUUUUUUUGCGUUGAUUCUCGUCUUUGUAUAGAGGGAAAUAUUGAUCAAUCUGGACAAAAUGUACUUUCCGUGAGACAAGCUGAAGAACCUUCCCUACCAUCCCCAGAAACCAGAAGUCAAGCUUUGCGAUCAAGAUGUCCAGAAGUAUCUGAGACCUGUUGUUAUUAUGGUGAAGGAUUAGGAUUGCAAUAUUUUAAAACAGAGCAACCAGCCUCAAGAUCUUCAUGCGGUCAGCAUAAUGAAGGUGGAGUUGAAGGAUUUGUGAGCAAUGAAAGAAAAAAACUUGGAUUCGGGGAGUUCCCCCAUAUCUGCGUUAUAUUGUCAAGAUUAAUAGUUGACGGCAAGCGUAAAAAGCAGUAUGAAGGAGCAGCCUCAUUAAUCUCACCCAGGGUUCUUCUUACAGCAGCUCAUAUUGUAGACGACUUUGGUGAUGAUGAACUUGAAAUCAGGUGUGGGGAGUGGGAUAGUUCAACCAGGGAUGAACCACUUCAACAUCAAACCAGAACACCUGAGAAGGUUCUCAUCUAUCCUGAAGCUAAUUCUGAAAAUCUUCACAACGACUUUGCUCUCAUUUUUGUAAAUGAAGAGUUUUCCAUCUCGCAACAUAUAUCUCCGGGUAACAUUUGUUUACAGGGGUUUAUUUUCUUUUACAGGAGCCCAGUUGAGGCAAUGUUGUAG
Messenger RNA from Eurytemora carolleeae, 811 nucleotides. RefSeq names its product serine proteinase stubble. The record is from RefSeq and is a predicted model, not a curated record. Gene Ontology annotation, biological process: proteolysis. Lineage: Eukaryota; Metazoa; Arthropoda; Copepoda; Calanoida; Temoridae. The transcript is spliced from 10 exons. Gene Ontology annotation, molecular function: serine-type endopeptidase activity. Bases 56 to 811 code for a protein of 251 amino acids.